Molecule: messenger RNA, 1147 nt
Organism: Helianthus annuus (common sunflower)
Lineage: Eukaryota; Viridiplantae; Streptophyta; Magnoliopsida; Asterales; Asteraceae
Product: peroxidase 7
Exons: 2
Coding region: 10-1026 (338 amino acids)
Biological process (GO): response to oxidative stress; hydrogen peroxide catabolic process
Cellular component (GO): plant-type cell wall; plasmodesma
Molecular function (GO): peroxidase activity; heme binding
Source: RefSeq, a predicted model, not a curated record
UCAUACACAAUGAAGAUUUCUAGCUUCAUCGUCACCAUCAUCAUAAUCUCUUUUUCCAUGUCGGUUUUCGCCGAUGAUUACUCGUCAAUAGCUCUUAAGAUACCGUCCCUUGAAGACCUCUCCGCUAUUGGAGACGAUCUCUCCUACUCGUUCUACCACGAAAGAUGUCACGAUGUUGAAGGCAUCAUCUAUAGAAAGGUCAAGGAAUGGGUUUACAAAGAGCCGACCCUUGCUCCGAGUCUCCUGAGGCUCCAAUAUCAUGAUUGCGUCGUUCGGGGAUGUGAUGCGUCCAUUCUUUUGGAUCAUGAAGGAAGCGAGAAAACAGCGAACGCUAGCAAGUCGUUAAGAGGGUUUGAAGUGAUCGAUGACAUAAAAGCCGAGAUCGAGAAGCAUUGCCCAAGAACCGUGUCUUGUGCUGACAUUCUAACCGCUGUGGCUCGAGAUGCCACAGUUUUAGCUGGUGGACCGUAUUGGACGGUCCCUUAUGGUAGGAAAGAUGGUCGAGUUUCGCUUGCUAAAGAGGCCGAGAUAGUCCCCAAGGGUUCUGAAAGUGUUACUAACCUCAUAGAGUUUUUCCAAUCCAAGGGACUCAACGUCCUUGAUCUAGUCGUCCUUUCAGGUGCCCACACGAUUGGACGGGCCACAUGCGAGUCAGUGCAACAUCGGUUAUAUGACUACAAAGGAACAAACAAGCCUGACCCGUCGUUGGAUCCAAAAUAUUUGAACUAUUUGAGGAGAAAGUGUAGAUGGGCUUCUGAAAAUGUGCAUCUUGAUGGUGAAACACCAGACACAUUUGACACACAAUACUACCACAACCUUAAGAAAAACAUGGGCCUAUUGUCCACUGACCAAUUGCUCUACACGGACUCGAGGACCAAACCCAUCGCUACUGGUUUAUCGUACGAAUCCUUGCUGUUUAAAAACCAAUUCGGCGUGUCAAUGGUGAAGCUUGCGAGCAUUCUUGACUAUACUUCUCAAGAUGAUGGUGAAAUUCGUGUCGAUUGCAAAUAUGUUAAUCAGUACUGAUGAAUGUCAGGAUAUCUAUCCGUAACGACUAAUAGUUUUUCCUUGCCAACUUCAUGUGUUUGUUUCGCUUGUAAUCUAAUUUUUAUUUAAAGAUCAAAUAUAACUACAAAGUUACUUACUA